Molecule: messenger RNA, 3328 nt
Organism: Acanthopagrus latus (yellowfin seabream)
Lineage: Eukaryota; Metazoa; Chordata; Actinopteri; Spariformes; Sparidae
Product: transmembrane protein 238-like
Exons: 1
Coding region: 1118-1591 (157 amino acids)
Source: RefSeq, a predicted model, not a curated record
UGCUCACGAGCAGUAAUGCUGUAGGGGCACAAACACACUCUUUAUGAGUUCCCUGCAACUCCUGUAUGUCCUCGGUAAUGACCGUGUCAGACAUGCACUGUACACCGAAGCUUGUCCGAGAUACUGAGAUAUUACAUUUCAAGAGACAGUAUAUUUGUUUUGGAGGAGCAAGAUGAUCCAGCCAAUCAGUGGUGAUGAUAUUGUUGUCAGCAGGUGGGCAGGGUCUGCCUAUUCAUCCAAGCCCUUCCUCUGCUGUGUGGGUGUGGUGGGCCAUCUGGAAUUACAGUGCGUUCAUGGUUUUCUGGCCAGGAGGACAAGCAAUGCAUCACGCAGACAUUCUCAUAUUGAUCAUACAGAUGAUAUAACUGCUUCACACGACUGCUGGGAGAUGGCUGCAGUGACUUCAGCAGGGGCCGGCUGAGCCGACGGGAAUAGAGAGGAAACUUUGGGAGCUGUGGAUGUUCAGUGGGUUUUGUUUCAUUGUUUAUGCAUUAAAGGUUUUUCAGAGGUUUGGCAACCAUGCAGACAGUUGGAGAAACUCCAUUUCCAGAUGACUCCGGGAGUCAAAGCUUGUGUCCGGGCCCUGACGCCGGCGCUGCAGUGGCCCCAGGCUGGGCCUACCUCCACAAACCAAUCAUCGUGAUGGUGAUGGGAUCUCUCAUGUGUGCUGCAGGCGGACUCCUCUUCCUGCUCCAGUCGCUGGAGGUGACCGAGGCGUCUCGCUCGGUGGCCUCAGCCUGCCUGACCAUAGGGCUGCUGUUUGUUGUGAUGGGGCUGGUGUGGGUCCCCAUCCUGAAGGAGAAGCAGAGGAGGAAACGGUACACCCAGGGGGCUUGAGGAAAAGGAUGGAGAUGACUGCUGAACUUUGAAACUACUUUCUCUCAGUGGUGAUGCAACUGUCUCCUUUGACACAUCAGCUACAGUCACAACGCUGCUGUGACUGUAGCUGAUAACAACUUGUGUACUUUGACCAAUGUCACUCUGGGUUCUUUCAUGUGUUUCUGUCGGAGGAUCACACUUCACUGUCCUGCGGUCGCCAGCACCUGCCGCCCUUUUUUCACAUCUGGAUUAACUUUGGGACCUACAUUUUCUGAAUUGGAUUAUCUCCACUGCCACCAUGUCAACAUCUGUCGUGGUGGAGCCGGUCAUGGAGAAAAGCUACGGAGGGGUGGGCCGCUGCAAGUGCUCAUUCUGGUUCGCAGUGGCCCACGACAUACUCGGCGUCCUCAUCAUGAUGGUGGGGGUGUUUGGGGGGCUGAUCAUCCACGACCUGUUCAUCUACGCGGGGGCCAUCAUCAUCUUCCUCAGCCUGAUCUGGUGGGUGUUCUGGUACUCCGGGAACAUCGACGUGCCGCCCGAGGAGCUGGAGGACGACGUGGGCAUGAUGAAGCUGAAGAACCGCAGACUGAGCCGGGUGGUGAGGCGUGUGUCCAGCCGCCUCUCCAGCAGGAUCCGGGACUCUUUGAGGAGGAGCGGCCGGAACAACAGCAACCCUGUCAACGUUGGUAGGGAGAUGGGACUCUCCACCAUCUACGACACCUCCAUCCAGUCCUCAUCUAAAGAAAUAACGCGAGACACACUGUCAAUAUGAACCAACCCAUCACAGACUGCAAAUGACACCAAGAGAUUCUGAACUUGGAUCUUGACAUUUUGUUUUUCUUUUGCUCGCCAGUUUAUUCUGUCCGAAGGAAUUUUUGUGUGUGCUCUUCUAACACACACCGGUAAUGAUUACACAAUAUUGAGCUAUAGAUAAGACCCACAUGCUCUCUUAUUCUGCUGAUAAGAAGUAAACUUUGCUCACCAUUGCACAUGAUGUUUAUUUAGAUUACUCCCAUUAAUGCUUUGUUAUCAGUCAUUGGUUGAUUCACAGAUUUAGCAGAUUGGAGGAUGAAAUAAUGUGAUGAUGAGAGUUUAGUCAUAAUGGGAGGUGAAGUCUAAUUGUGGAUGGUGUACGAACAGAAUAUUUAUAGCUGCCUGUUGUGAAAGGACACAGUGGAAACAACCCAAAUCAGAAGCCAGAAGGAUAGGAUGCACCAUUUUUACUUAUUUAUUUCACGUUUAAUUCUAACUUUAUAAUGUAAUUUGUGUUUUCUGUCUCACAUAGAAAAAGUUCCCUUAACAUACCGGUGAUUUUAAGGAUCUUUGUAUUUUAUUUUGAUAAGUACAUCCUGUUAGAAAUCUCAAAUUGAACUCCCUACUGAUUCACAUAAAAGGAGAUACGUGAACAGUCCUUUUGUUACAAUCUGUGCUCAUGAGAAAAGCGCCUUUAUUGAGGUUGCCUUUAAGUGUUGGAAGAAAAACACUCCUACAGUUUUAUUAUUAUUGUUAAAUAAAACACCAGCUCUACAGGAAAUAUUUGCCUAGCCACAAAAAUGGUUGUAAAAAGUUGUGAUUAUUGAAGUUUUUCAAUCUUAUAUGAAGUAAUUUAACGUUUUGAUAUAUUUUCUGAAACUGCAUUCACAUGUAUGCUGCUUUAAAGGCUGUUUCACACCCAUAAUACCAAAUCCAUUAAUGCAAUAAAUGUACUGAACACUGUAAAACAGAGUCUGGGUCUUCACUCACGUUUCAUAAAGUCCCCCUUCCCCUGCCGCCGCGCUAAAGUGCCCUUCUUUUCGCCCCUGCCCUUCAAAAAGUCUGUGCUCGCCACUGGUUAUCUGAAUCACAGACAAUCGCUUUUUCCAUCUGUGGGAGGGCAGUGUCUUCUGUAGGUAACCCUUCCAAUAAACACAUACAUGUGUGCUGUAUGAAUUUACACAGACACUAAAACCUUAGAUUAGAUAUGACCAGACUGAUCAGAGUGCAGAUUUCUGCAGACUGAGAUUAGAUCAGAUUAGAUUAGAUUAGAUAGAUUUUGUUCAUCACACAACGGGGAAAUGUACUUGUUACAACAGCUCAUGAGGCAACAAGUACAGGAAAAAGAGUCACGCAAAUACGCAUGAAGUUAAAUAUGAAUGAUCUGAGGUAAGAGCUCCUUCUUACACAGUGGUUGAAAGAGUCUGCUGCUGACAGUGUUCUGCUGUGACCUGUGAUCUAGCUAUAAUUAAUUCAUCUUGAUUCAUUUGUUAAUAUCGCGUCAUAAGAUCCAGCUCACACUUGAAAUAUCACACUGAAAUAUGACUAACACUCUAUAUAAAUGGCUACAGCUGACUGUCAGCCGACUGGGUGUUUUCACUGUGUCGCCCCUGAAUUUCCAUGUAGCUGCUUUCUGUUGUGGUUGACAGAGACCGUUCGUCUGUUGCUGAACCUAAAAUGACCUCAUUUGUCUGCUUCAGGUUUACUUUAAGGACCAUACAUAAGCAGGGCUGUAGCUACCACUGAGGCCACUGAG